CGAUCUGUCUGUUUUAUCAAAUUUGUUUCCCUUUCUAAAAAAAGCUCUCAUCAAUGGCCGCUUCCCGCGAAGAGAACGUGUACAUGGCGAAGCUUGCCGAGCAGGCCGAACGUUACGAAGAGAUGGUGGAGUCUAUGGAGAAAGUUGUGGCGGCCUCAGAGGGCGGCGAUGAACUGACGAUUGAGGAGCGCAACCUCCUCUCCGUUGCCUAUAAAAACGUGAUCGGCGCUCGCCGAGCUUCCUGGCGCAUCAUCUCUUCCAUCGAGCAGAAAGAGGACAACCGCGGAAACGAUGACCACGUUGCUUCCAUCAAGGACUACAGAUCUAAGAUCGAGUCUGAGUUGACCUCGAUCUGCAACGGCAUCCUCAAGCUGCUUGACUCUAAACUCAUCAGCUCAGCUCACUCCGGCGAUUCCAAGGUAUUCUAUCUGAAGAUGAAGGGUGAUUAUCACCGAUACUUGGCUGAAUUCAAGACCGGAUCCGAUAGGAAAGAGGCGGCUGAGAACACUCUCUCCGCUUACAAAUCUGCUCAGGAAAUCGCUAUUGCAGAAUUGGCUCCUACCCAUCCGAUUCGUCUUGGUCUUGCUCUCAACUUCUCUGUGUUCUACUACGAGAUCUUGAAUUCACCUGAUCGUGCUUGCAAUCUAGCCAAACAGGCUUUCGAUGAGGCAAUAGCAGAGCUAGAUACACUAGGAGAGGAGUCAUAUAAGGAUAGCACUCUGAUUAUGCAGCUUCUUCGUGAUAACCUCACUUUGUGGACUUCAGACAUGCAGGAUGAGGGAAACGAUGAGAUCAAAGAAGAGCUGAAAGCAGAUAAGGAUUAAUGUCAUGUGAAGUAUAUGAAUUAGAAUCCUUUGUUAUUGCUUUGGGGCUGGGUCAAGUUAUGCCUCUGUAGAAAUGCUAGGUUUCUAUCAUCUGAAGACUCUAUUUAAUGUUAAUUUGAUGUUACAGUAGAGUCCAUUUAUAAUAUGUGCUGGUCCUCCCUAUGUUUCUUAUUUUCAGGAUGCUUUCACCUAUCACAUUUGUGUGAAUGAUUAAGCAUAUUUUUUUAUGCCAUCUUGCGUAAAUUAAGCAAUUUAUGCGUUCAAUGAAUGAAGGUAAGGUUC
Molecule: messenger RNA, 1106 nt
Organism: Cuscuta campestris
Lineage: Eukaryota; Viridiplantae; Streptophyta; Magnoliopsida; Solanales; Convolvulaceae
Source: the annotation of a GenBank genome assembly